This is a messenger RNA of Plectropomus leopardus (leopard coralgrouper), 2032 nucleotides long. NCBI's taxonomy places the organism in Eukaryota, Metazoa, Chordata, Actinopteri, Perciformes, Serranidae. The record is from RefSeq and is a predicted model, not a curated record.
UCCCCUCGUUCUGCAGUUCCUAGGAACCACCUUCUGCUCCCAGCCUCGAGCUCCAGUCCCCUGUUCCUCCUGACAUCUGAGAGGCUCUGCUGCAGCUUAUCCUGGGCUAACUGUUUAUCCUGUACAGCCUGGCAACCGGCCGCACGCUCCGGAUUACCACAGGACACCCGUUUCAAAACACACUUCUGCUCUGACUAAUCGAGAGUGAAUUUUUUUUUAACUGGAGGAAAAAAGUUUUGGGAUAGACAAAGGAAAAAAUCUUGGAUAUGUGCUUGUGAUCUUUUUUGGUUGAUUCAGUAACUUUACCGUCUUUUUUUGCCCUUCUCACCUCUCCUGGAGGGCUGUGUGUGUGUUUUCACGCCAUGGAUCACACACUGUUCGGCUGCCUGCGGAGCCCCCACGCCCCGGCGCAGGCCCUGCAUCCCGCCUUCACCCAGUCUCCACUGACUCUGCACGGACGCUCGGACCACGUCUCCUACCCCGACCUGGCCUCCUCAUCCUCCUCCUCCUCCACCUCCUCGCCUUCUCCCUGUAUCAUCUCCAGCUACCCGGUGGACGACGGCCUGUUUCCCGGGCAGCACCACCACCACCCCCACCGCGGCCACCUGCCCUCCCAGCAGCAUCACCACCCGCCUCAGCACCAUGCGUCCUGGCAUAUCCCACAGAUGCCGUCACCUGGCGGCGGCACGCGCCACAAUCUUUGCCACCCGCACUCUCACUCAUCCCACGACAGCGGGCCCACACCCCCAGAUCUGGGCCACCCUGGCGGGCCCAGUAUGUGCGCCAGCACCCCCAGUCUGGGCAUUGGCAGCACCCCUACAGGGGCCUCCUGUGUGCCUGCAGAUUUUGGCAGACAAACUCUGUCACCUGCUGAAGCCGAGAAGAGGAACAGCAAGAGGAAAAGUGACAGUUCAGAGUCCCAGGACGGGAAUUACAAGUCAGACGUGAGCAGCAAACCCAGGAAGGAGCGGACGGCGUUCACCAAGGAGCAGAUCCGAGAGCUGGAGGCCGAGUUCGCCCACCACAACUACCUAACCCGGCUAAGGCGCUACGAGAUCGCCGUCAACCUCGACCUCACUGAAAGACAAGUGAAGGUGUGGUUUCAGAACAGGAGGAUGAAGUGGAAGAGAGUGAAGGGCGGCCAGCAGGGGGCGGCGGCUCGAGAGAAAGAACUGGUCAAUGUGAAAAAGGGGACGCUGCUGCCGUCGGAGUUCUCUGGCAUCGCGGCGCUCCACCACUCGACGGACUCCUUAGCCAACGAGGACAGUCACGACAGCGACCAGAGCUCCGAGCACGCUCACUUAUGAUGCACACACCCCCCUCCCCCCCCCCCCCCCUCAGAGGACAGGCCCUGCUCCGCCUCAGGACCGUCCUCAGAAGGACUGCUGUUUGCUGACAUCGUCAUACAACGAUGCUAAAUAAGUGUACAAACGUGUGGUAGAUAAUGCAGCCGUCAUGCAGGCAAAAUGUAAAUUUCAAGAACUGAGCACAAAACGGAGGAUGUUAUUUCAAAGCGCCAUUGGUUAAAAAUGUCCUUGAUAGAUGCCAAAACGAGGAAUAAUAUAAAUAUUGACAUGUGAGGUUUUGGCUUCACAGAUUCACUGAAUAUUGCAAAACAUUUGGAAAUCACACUUCGUCAAACAGUUGUAAACAUUCCAUGUCGUGUGCCUCGAGAGACGCAGGCUUUGAAUUGCACUGUCGAACACACAGUCUGCACCUCAGUCCGUUUCUACUGUACAAACUGUAAAUUACGAUGUAAUUGAGUUUUUGAUCAAAUCAAGUGCCAGGAAAUCAAAUUUGCCUAGCUAAUAUAAAUGAUCUGUAAAUAAUUCUCUGUAUUGUGUAACAGUAAUUUUAUACCCACCACACUAUUCAGCUCACGCAGUAAUAAACACUGACAGUUCUUUAGUUGACACUUUUCUGCCUGGAGAUGACGUUUUGUAAACAAAUCUGAAACCUGAAGCAAGUAUUUUAUUAAAUCCUUUCAGGGACAGUUGCAGAUCGAAUAAAAUUUAACCAGUGGUAAAUGGAA